Diuraphis noxia (Russian wheat aphid) is the source of this 4605-nucleotide messenger RNA. Its product is annotated as aminopeptidase N-like. Gene Ontology annotation, biological process: proteolysis; peptide catabolic process. Gene Ontology annotation, cellular component: membrane; cytoplasm. Gene Ontology annotation, molecular function: metalloaminopeptidase activity; zinc ion binding; peptide binding. NCBI's taxonomy places the organism in Eukaryota, Metazoa, Arthropoda, Insecta, Hemiptera, Aphididae. The record is from RefSeq and is a predicted model, not a curated record.
CCGACUAUGGCUCGUUACGCUUUCGUUACGUUCGUUUUGAUCUUCGUCGCCGUGGYGCCGCGGCACCGGCACCAAGCGGCCGGCCAGUUGAACGACUUGUCCGCGUCGUACCACUCAGACGUGGCCGACGGAUUUAAAACGGCAGCUGCGAUGGAGGGUGGGUUCGAGGAGGUGGCCGCGUCGGCGACAAAUGACAGUUCUGUGGCCACUAACGGUACGGCGGGCGUGUACAGGUUGCCCGACGGCGUGACGCCCGUGUCGUACGCGCUGCGCGUGGACACCGACCUGGACAGGCUGUCGUACUCGGGCAGCGUGGAGAUCACGAUCGUCACGUCCGUGACACCCAAGCUCUGCCGGAUCGUGCUCAACGCUAAAGACGUCAGGGUGACGGGCGUCCGGGUGACCGACGUGAACACGGGUGUUCCGCUGAACGUCACCGACUGGCAACUGGUUGACGGCGACGAGCAGCUGAUCGUCACGGUCGGCGUCCGGUGCUUGAUACCCGCCCGACACUACKUGGUCGCCAUCGACUUUCAGGCGCCACUCCGGGACGACAUGUCUGGCUACUACAGAAGCUCGUAUCGGGAGGGAAACGUCACCAAAGUUAAUUACGAGGAAGAAAACUGGAAUGCCUUAAUCAGUCAGCUGCAUAUUGACUGCAAAGAAAUACACGUGCUCAACCGAGCUCAGUUGAUUGACGACGCAUUUAAUUUGGCCAAGGCAAACCGAGUGGAUUAUGCACUGGUUUUGUGGAUGUCAGAAUAUCUAAAAAAUGAAGACGAUCCRAUCCCGUGGUAUUCAGUUAAAAAUGGAUUCACGUUUUUGUUGAACCGURUGAGACGUUGUCCGAAUGGUUACAAGAACCUAAAAGCUUACGUUGGAUACUUGGCUGGGUUGAUAUACACAAAAACUCAAGAUCUAGUCGUGAACCAUAAUAGCACAGACCAUACCAUCAACACGGGCUGGAACGCGUUCUCRAAUUGGGCGUGUAAGCUGGAUAACAAGCAGUGCAUAAAAUCUGCUUUGUUUUACUUCCGGGAAUGGCGCCGGGGUGAAAAUGUACCAGCCGAUAUCAGGGACGCGGCGUUUUGCGUCGGGGUGAAAUAUGGUGAUUUAGGAGUGUGGAAUKCCGUACUUGACGUGUACGUCCGAUCUGAAUCAGCGUCUGAUCGACAGUCCGCUCAGUUAGCGUUGGCGUGUUCCAAAGAUCAGAUUCAACUGUCAAAGAAUCCAGUUAUCGCUCGCAGAAUUGGGUAUUGGAAGGUUGUUACUGUCGUGGAUGGUGCUCAUACACUGGUAAGAGUAUACGACGUGGUCAAGCCGGCCAGAGCCACAGGUGGCUUCAUCAAAGGCUUCUGCGAUUCCAAAGAGUUAGCGUUGUCCUUGGUGACAGAGACCCUCAUUGGACCAUCCCUGGUCUCUGGUGGCACACGAAAUAGCUCACACAUGUUGAGCCAGAUUUUCAUAACURUGUAUUUGGAUUUCAUGUUUGACGGGUACAACGGUACAAUUUUGCCGCAAGACUUUAGAGUUAUAUACCGCACGUUGGCGUCGACUCCGCAGGGCAUCGAGGCAUUGAUCCAGUUCUUAACYACCAAACUCGAUCGGAUCGUAAACGAAAUAAUCAACGGGGAACAAGUAGCGACGUCUAUUUAUGCGCUGUUGGCCUCUAAUGUGGCUCGUGACGAAGAAAUACAAAAGAUUGACAACCUGAGGAAAGACACUUCGGUAUCGGAACAUCUCCGACGGAAAUUCGACGCAUUGUACCUCAGCAGGGUAGAUGACAAUCUAGCGUGGUUCGACGCGCAUUAUUCGACAAUCGCUGCAAUCAUGCAGUUGACAUAUUUUUUGGUCCACGUAUUGUGUUUCCAUGCCCUGGUGCAGCAGUUGAGCGGACACGAUGGAAAUACGAGUCUGGCGGAAACCACGAACGCUGUGUUCCGKCUGCCUGGAACUACGGUUCCGGAUUAUUACGACUUACGGUUCGAGUUACAGAACUUCACCGGUACCGAUAACUUAACGUUCAGAGGCCAAGUGAAUAUAGAUAUUACUGUCGUUUCGACCACCGAAGUCGUGACAGUGAAUCUCAAGGACCUGAACGUGACCGCCGUGACGGUGGCAGAUAUAACAAACGUCUCGAGGCCUUUGGAUUUAAAAAUAAGCCAUUGGUUGUACCUGAYGAAUGACGAACAGUUUGAAAUCCAUCUUAUUAGGUCCGUCCCUAUAGGUAAGUGUCUGCGGUUGUCGAUAACUUACGCCGGCAAUGUAAGAACUGACAUGACCGGUUUGUAUUUGGAUUCGUACGAGGAGCGAGGCGCGACCAAGUGGUUAGCUGUGACGCAAUUCCAGCCGACUUAUGCGAGAAGAGCGUUCCCGUGUUACGAUGAACCCGCGUACAAAGCAAAAUUCAACAUAUCGGUGGUCAAACAAAAGCAUCAUAUUGCUCUGUCCAACAUGCCAAUCCAAUAUAUUCAACAGGGUUUGAAUCAAUCGGAAACGGUUUACUUCAUACAAACACCUAGGAUGUCGAGUUACUUAGUUGCUAUUUACGUGGGUGAAUUUGUACCAAGCAGAAUAUAUGAUAAGUACAAUUCAUCAGCGAUAACGGUUUACACAUAUCAAGAAUUAUCCAAUCAAACCCAGUACGUAAUUAACGAAGCUCCAAAACAUUUACGUGUACUGGAAGAGUACACAGGCUUGUCAUAUUUGCUGCCUAAAAUGGACUUAUUGGCCGUACCAGAUUUGAGUUUUGGGGCGAUGGAAAAUUGGGGAAUCAAUGUUUAUCAGGAAACCUAUCUGCUGCUAUCGGAUGAUUCGAAAGCGAGAAUGAAAAUGCGUGCGUCUAUAAUUGUACAACAUGAAUUCACUCAUCAAUGGUUCGGGAAUCUGGUCACCUGUAAGUGGUGGGAUUAUUUAURGUUGAACGAGGGUUUUGCGCAGUACUUUCAAUAUUUUKCCACCGAAAUGGUGAGACCCAACUGGCCAAUGGAAGAACUGUUUGUGAUCGAAGCGUUUCAGGGUGCAUUGGCAUAUGACCAAAAGCCCAGACAUCCAAUAACUGCAUCCGUGAGCACUCCUGAAGAGAUUAAAAACGUAUUUGAUCCAAUAUCGUAUAAAAAGGCAGCUUYGGUUUUGAGAAUGUUGAAUACGUUUGUGACCAAACAUUUAUUCAAAAUGUCCCUACAACAUUACUUGGACACUAUGAGUCAAAGUGUGGCAGAGCCUUCAGACCUAUUUUCAUCAUUUGACUAUGUGUUAUACGAAUAUAAUCAUGRCAUUGGGAAUAAAUUGACGGUAAACGAAUUCAUGUCCAAUUGGACCUUACAGUCAGGAUAUCCGGUACUGAAUAUAAUGAGAAACACAACUACAAAUACAUUUGUWGUGAUUCAAAGCCAGUUUUAUAUCAAUAAGACCGAUGGAAUCGUCAACGAAACAGCGGCAUGGCACAUUGGUCUUACGUUCACAACUGAUGUGACUAAAAAUUUUAGUGAUGUAAAACCAUCCGUUUGGACGAAUAAAGAAUCGGCGUCAACUGUUAUAACGGCCCCCCGAAAUUUGAGUUGGUACAUUUUCAACUUACAAUCCGUUGGUUUGUACAGAGUGAACUACGACAGCGACAACUGGAUGGCACUGAUCAAGCAGCUGAACGAUACACCCAACGAUAUCCACGUCCUCAACCGUGCCCAGCUGAUAGACGAUGCUUUUAAUYUGGCGAGGUCGGGCCGAUUGGACUAUUCAUUGCCAUUGCAUUUGUCCAAAUACCUGAAGAACGAAAACAACACUACACCGUGGUAUUCGGCAAUGAACGGCUUUGCCUAUUUAUUAGAGCGCAUGCCUCGCAGUGACAARGGAUACGCAAACCUCAAGUCUCAUGUCAGCAACUUGGCGGGAACCAUAUAUACUAAGCUUGAAUCCCUCGUAUCGAGUGGCAACACUGAUUUUAAGGUGAUGAGUGCUUGGGAAACUUUCUCGACGUGGGCCUGUAGGUUGGAAAAUAAAUACUGUACAAUGAAAGCACAAGAAUACUUUAAUAAAUGGCAAGCCGGAAUGAAGUUACUAAGAAGUUUGAAAAACAAUUCUACUGYCCCUGUCUCUGUGAGAUCGUCAUUUGAGAAAUCGUAUGAAAAUGUCAAUGAUAACCUAGCGUGGUUCAAUAAGUAUGGAGAUAGAAUCAGCCAAUGGGCGUUAGAAAAUCAAGAACCUGAUCCUCAAACUAUACCAACCGAGAGCACAUCGACUGAAAUACCUACUAAUCUAACGUCUAUUACAACCUCAAUCGGUACCACGGAAUUUUCUACCACAUCCCCCGUGCCAGUUACUAAAUAUGUAACGACAACCACAUUAAAACCAUCCAGCGCAACAGCGCCUGUGCAUACAAGUUGUAUCAUGUUGCUUUGGUCCAUUUUGAUAGCUUUAAAGGCAUAUUUUUAUAUUUUGUGAAGAAUAAUCUCAUGAAACCGAAUGCUUUAGUCCAUGGUAAGUGAUAACCACCCUAGACGUGACUUAUUCUGUUUUCUUUCAGGCAUUCGUACACAUUUAUCAUGUCAAAAUGAAAAAGAUAGGAAAUCCGGUUUUAUAAUAAUAUUUAUAAAUAAGACUCUUAAA